UCUUGUUUCAUUUAUUCCAACCAAGUUUUUUUUUUUCCAUCUAUUUUAUCUCUCUAAAGUUUAUUGACCACCAAAUGUCUAAGUGGAAAUUAAGUUUUGAUUCUUCAUCAUGUGAAUUAGUUAGUGAUGAUGUCCAUCAAAAAAAGAUUUGUGACCAUCCAAUAUCACCACAAACUCUACUAACCUUAGGUGUCCCUGGGGUGGAAAAUCAUGUGUCUAAAUUUGGGACUAAUUACUCAUCAAAUCCCUCUCUUGAAAAAAAUCUACAUAAAGAGUCAAGAGGGAAAAAGAGAAAAUGUGGUGAAGAUUUAGUGUGUGAAUUUGAUACUAAUAAUGGAAUUGGGAUUACAUCAAGAAGAAAUGAAGAUGGUUUCCACCAAUAUACAAAAACAAGUUGUGUAGAAAUGCAUAAAAUGAAUGAGAGGAGACGUAGAUACAGGAUUGCUAAAAAGAUGAAGGUACUGGAGGAACUAAUCCCUAAUUGUAACAAGUCAAAUAGAGCCUCAGUACUUGAUCAAGCCAUACAACACAUUCAAGCCUUACAACACCAAGUACAGGUGAUGUCAAUGGAUAGAAUCCGUGCAUCGACUCUAGUAGCUGCAGGGAGAAAUCAAAUAAUGCAGAGUACUCUGCAUUUUAAUCCUUACGUGCCUAUAAUGCCAAGGAUAGGAGCAAUUGGCUAUUUUUUUGGCUUUGGAAAAUCUUUUACUUAUAGCAAUAUGUAUUGCUCCAAUUUUUCCCCAAUGUUGUCAACAGGAGGUCAAUUUCCAUUUUUACCCCUCUCCGACGCCAAUAAUUUACUGCAUCCCGUGCCUAUAAUGGAAGCAUUUACGCGAGGCUCUGCAUCCGUUGCUCCACCAGAAAAACGCGCUUAGUUGAAAAGGAAAUCUACAGUAUGUUUAUGUUGUUUGAAAUUCAUUUGUCAUUUUCAGUUAUAAGGUUUAGAAUAGUAUUAGAGAAAUGUGCAAAUCAAGUGUCUUAGUAUAAAUAGGCAUGCAGCGACGAUGUGAGCUACAUAGAUUCAAGUGUGUAUCCUUUUCCGAAAAAUCAUAUUGUGUAUAUAGAUUAAAUAUUACGUAUUCAUGCAUAUAUGUUGAACGUUCUUAAUGAAA
Molecule: messenger RNA, 1112 nt
Organism: Solanum tuberosum (potato)
Lineage: Eukaryota; Viridiplantae; Streptophyta; Magnoliopsida; Solanales; Solanaceae
Product: transcription factor PIF5-like
Exons: 5
Coding region: 75-875 (266 amino acids)
Biological process (GO): regulation of DNA-templated transcription
Cellular component (GO): nucleus
Molecular function (GO): protein dimerization activity; DNA-binding transcription factor activity
Source: RefSeq, a predicted model, not a curated record